Prunus dulcis (almond) is the source of this 2188-nucleotide messenger RNA. Its product is annotated as tRNA (cytosine(72)-C(5))-methyltransferase NSUN6. The coding region runs from base 130 to 1881 and encodes 583 amino acids. The transcript has 12 exons. Gene Ontology annotation, biological process: RNA methylation. The record is from RefSeq and is a predicted model, not a curated record. Lineage: Eukaryota; Viridiplantae; Streptophyta; Magnoliopsida; Rosales; Rosaceae. Gene Ontology annotation, molecular function: methyltransferase activity; RNA binding.
AAAACUUGCGCUUAGGAAAAGGUUUAGUCCCGGCCCAGUUUGCCACCAAAAACCCCAAGCCCGAUUGCCCGAGUCUCUGGAGCUGCUGCAAGCAAAAUGGUGUUUGCUGCUUCCCUUCCGCCUCUUUGAAUGAAGAAGAAAGCUUGGGGCUUGUCCAAAACCAUCGGCAGCUUCUUCACCAAUCAGCACAAACUCAUGGAAGAUUUCCCAGAGCGUUACUCUUACAACCCAACUCUGCGUUGGAACGCUGAGCUCGAAAGCUACUUCUCCAAUGCCUAUGGACCCCAGAAUUUCUCUCGCAUCUCCAAAGCCCUGACGCGCCCGUCUUGCUACUCCUGUAUACGGGUGAACACACUCAAGACCACGCCCGAUGCCGUCAUUGACAAGUUGACGGCGGUUCUGAAAGAAAACAGAGCUGACAUUUCCAAGUGUGAAGUCGCAGGGCUGGACAACGUUGUGUUUGUGAGGGGCUCAGGCCCUCACGCCAUUAAUUAUGGUUAUGCUGCAGAUGGGAAGCCUCCAAAGGAGGUUCUUGUGAGCCGGAAAUGUGCCGAGGCAGUUCUUCGAGGUGCCCAGGUGUACAUUCCUGGUGUACUGGCUUGCAGUGCUCAUGUUGAGAAAGGGGAAUUGGUUGCGGUUUCAGUCUCGGUUGAGCAGCCUGGUGUUGAUGGUGGAUGGGGCGUUGGGAUCACUCGAGGGACUGUGCUGCAAGGUUCACAGACAGAUCCUUAUCAUCUUGAACGAAGUGGGCUGUAUGUCGGCCAAGGAAGAGCAAUGAUGUCAAGGUCUGGGAUGUUCCGUGUUACAGAAGGGCUUGCUGUGGAUAUGAGUGACAGAGUAUUUCAUCUGCCUUCCUUUCGUGACGUGCUUGAGGGGGAAAUAUUUCUUCAAAAUCUGCCAAGCAUUGUCGCUGCUCGUGCACUAGAUCCUCAAAAAGGUGAGCGCAUACUAGACAUGUGUGCUGCACCCGGAGGGAAAACAACUGCAAUAGCAAUUCUCAUGAAGGAUGAAGGAGAAAUCGUUGCUGUUGAUAGAUCUCACAAUAAGGUGCAGGGUAUUCACAAAUUGGCUGCUGAAAUGGGCCUGAGUUGUAUAACCCCAUAUAAACUUGAUGCUCUAAAAGCUGUUUGUGUAAGGAACGAAUCUGAAGAUUUGUCUGAUCCAUCUUGUGCUAAGGAUAAUCAUGGUGGACACAUUCAAGAUUCCAACUUCAUGAAGUCAGAAGUAGAGAAAAUUGAAUCAAUUACUUUUGGAAGGUUGAAUGCUGAGAAGGAUUUUAAGAAAGCUGUUAGCAAUGAAAAAGCGAUUGAGAGUUCUUACAUUAGCAAAGCUGACAUCAGGAAGGAAAUGCGAAGAAAACGGAAUGGUCCAGGAAGAAAUCAGUGCUUGGGUGGUAAGGUUGAGAAGUCAAAAGGCUUUGCUCCCAGCAGCUUUGAUCGAGUUCUUCUUGAUGCACCUUGUUCUGCCCUUGGUUUAAGACCUCGACUAUUUACUGGAGAGGAAACAAUCGAAUCCUUGAGAAAGCAUGCGAUAUAUCAAAGGAGAAUGUUUGAUCAGGCUGUUCAAUUAGUUCGCCCGGGUGGAGUUAUUGUGUACUCAACAUGUACAAUAAAUCCUGGAGAGAAUGAAGCUUUGGUUCGAUAUGCUUUGGAUACAUAUAAAUUCCUCUCCUUGGCACCACAGCACCCAAGAAUCGGGGGACCUGGUCUUGUUGGACGCUUUGAAUUUCCUGAUGGAUAUACUGAGGAGUGGCUAAGACCUGGUGAGGAAGAACUUGUUCAGAGGUUUGAUCCAUCGUCCCCGCUUGACACAAUCGGGUUUUUCAUAGCCAAGUUUGUGGUUGGAUCAAAUGAGGCUGACUUACAAAACUCUUCAUCUUGACAAGAUCAGAACUUCUCCCCAUGAAUACGACGUGUAGUCUAACUCAAAUUCAGAACUUCUCCAUCUGGAAUAUCAUUCAAGGUGGUCUUUCAUUUUAGGUUCAAUAUUUCAUACACUAGAGAAUACCAAUGGAUUAAGAAUAAAUCUUCUAUAAGUUUCUGUAUUAAAGAAAAGUUCUUGACAAGUAUAAAUGACAGUUUCCUACAAUGAUUGGAUUCUUGAUUCAGUGACCACUACAUAACUUUUAUGAAUGAAUGAGUUGUAUCGAAUGCUACAAGGAAGCUGCGUGCAUUAGUUGUCUUUUAAA